UCACGGAUGACACCCAUGCAAUGGCAUUCCUCUGAAGUGUACACCGUAUUGUGUCACGGGAAACAAUCACCCCAGUUUGAUUUUCUACUUCUUAAGGUAACUGCAGAGAGCUUACAUGGCGAUUUUCUGCAACCCUUCUCAUCAGAAGUUGCUCUUGUCGAAGUGUUAACUUCUGUGGAUGGCCUGGACGUCUCUGUGAGAUGGUAGUAGUUCCAUCUUUGUUAAAUUGCUGUGUCAAUUUUGCUACAGUAUUCUGACUGAUAAGUAAAGCUUUGCUGAUCUUUUUGUAGCCUUCACCUUUCUUGUGUAAAGAAAUUAAUUUCUUUCUCAGCCCUUGUGACAU
This is a messenger RNA of Staurois parvus, 343 nucleotides long. Lineage: Eukaryota; Metazoa; Chordata; Amphibia; Anura; Ranidae. The record is from the annotation of a GenBank genome assembly.